Cornus florida is the source of this 602-nucleotide messenger RNA. Its product is annotated as photosystem I reaction center subunit V, chloroplastic. Gene Ontology annotation, cellular component: photosystem I; chloroplast thylakoid membrane. The transcript has a single exon. The record is from RefSeq and is a predicted model, not a curated record. Gene Ontology annotation, biological process: photosynthesis. The coding region runs from base 94 to 543 and encodes 149 amino acids. Lineage: Eukaryota; Viridiplantae; Streptophyta; Magnoliopsida; Cornales; Cornaceae.
UAUCCAUCUAUAUACCAACAUUAUCAUCUUCCCCUCACAAUUCACCAACCAGAACUCCCAAACACCCACAGCAGUGCUGCAAAUCCAAUCCUCAUGGCCUCCACUUUGUUCUCGACACCCACCUUCCAAGGUCUCAGACCCCUCAACAAGCCCACUGACUCCACCCUCUCUCUCACCAAACCCUCCUCCGCCAAAUUCAGCUCACCCAUCUCCAAGAAAAGGUUCAAUUGUGGUGUAAAAGCCCAGCUCAACCCAUCACUGGUGAUAAGCUUGAGCACAGGGCUGUCCCUGUUCUUGGGGAGGUUUGUGUUCUUCGACUUCCAGAGAGAGAAUGUGGCCAAACAGGUGCCGGAGCAGAACGGAGUGACCCACUUCGAGGCCGGCGACACUCGGGCCAAGGAGUAUGUGAGCCUUCUCAAGUCCAAUGACCCAGUGGGUUUCAACAUUGUGGAUGUGCUUGCUUGGGGCUCCAUUGGCCACAUAGUGGCUUACUACAUACUUGCAACCUCCAGCAAUGGCUAUGACCCCAAAUUCUUUGGCUGAAUGUGUUGUAGCUGUGUAUAGUUGGGGCAGCUCUAAAACUCUUUUUUUUUUUUUUUCAA